Molecule: messenger RNA, 1086 nt
Organism: Nothoprocta perdicaria
Lineage: Eukaryota; Metazoa; Chordata; Aves; Tinamiformes; Tinamidae
Gene: SHOX
Product: short stature homeobox
Exons: 5
Coding region: 129-1004 (291 amino acids)
Biological process (GO): regulation of transcription by RNA polymerase II
Cellular component (GO): nucleus
Molecular function (GO): DNA-binding transcription factor activity, RNA polymerase II-specific; sequence-specific double-stranded DNA binding
Source: RefSeq, a predicted model, not a curated record
AUAAAUAACAGCAGAAGUGAUCUAACCCUAUACAGCCCAUCUUCUACGUGCAAAAACAGCGUGCUGAGGACGGCCACAUCGCCCACCGAAAUCAAGUGGAUCUCUGUGGAUAAGAGCACCGGGCAGCCAUGGAAGAACUUACGGCUUUUGUAUCCAAAUCUUUUGACCAGAAAAGCAAAGAGAGCAGCAGCAGCAGUGGCAGCAGCAACAAGAAGGAGACGAUCACGUACAGGGAAGUUUUGGAGAGUGGGUUGGCUCGCUCCAGGGAGCUGGGAAACUCAGACUCUAACCUGCAGGACAUGACCGAGAGCAGCAACCAUUGCCCGGUGCAUCUUUUCAAGGAGCACGUAGAGAGCGACAAGGACAAACUCAAGGAGUUCGGCACGGGCAGGACGGCGGAAGGGAUCUACGAGUGCAAGGAGAAGAGGGAGGACGUGAAGUCGGAGGACGAGGACGGGCAGACGAAGCUCAAACAAAGGCGAAGCAGAACCAACUUCACACUGGAGCAGCUGAACGAGCUGGAGAGACUUUUUGACGAGACUCACUACCCGGAUGCCUUCAUGAGGGAGGAGCUGAGCCAGAGGCUGGGGCUCUCCGAGGCCCGCGUUCAGGUCUGGUUCCAGAACCGGAGAGCCAAGUGCCGGAAGCAGGAGAACCAGAUGCACAAAGGGGUGAUCCUGGGCACCGCCAGCCACCUAGACGCCUGCAGAGUGGCCCCCUACGUGAACAUGGGAGCGCUGAGGAUGCCUUUCCAACAGGUCCAGGCGCAGCUGCAGCUGGAGGGCGUCGCCCACGCGCACCCGCACCUGCACCCGCACCUGGCGGCCCACGCGCCCUACCUGAUGUUCCCGCCGCCGCCCUUCGGGCUGCCCAUCGCCUCCCUGGCCGAGUCGGCCUCCGCCGCCGCCGUGGUGGCCGCCGCCGCCAAGAGCAACAGCAAGAACUCCAGCAUCGCCGACCUGCGGCUCAAGGCCAGGAAGCACGCCGAGGCGCUGGGGCUCUGACACGCUCCCGGUGCCCGCGCGUGGGGCCGCGCGUGACGCCCUCGCACCGCGCCGCCCCCCACGGACUGCCGCGCUCUCCUGC